Messenger RNA from Setaria italica (foxtail millet), 1546 nucleotides. RefSeq lists its product as uncharacterized. The record is from RefSeq and is a predicted model, not a curated record. Gene Ontology annotation, cellular component: endomembrane system. The coding region runs from base 121 to 1230 and encodes 369 amino acids. Lineage: Eukaryota; Viridiplantae; Streptophyta; Magnoliopsida; Poales; Poaceae. The transcript has 11 exons.
CGUGAACUCCCUGUCAUCAAAUCAAUCCCCCCAGGGCAAGGGCAAGGGCAGGGCCAAGAAAGAUCCAAUCUUGCUGCUGCCACUCGACGAUCCCAUCGAUCUCGAGCAAGGUCGGCGACCAUGGCUCGCUGCCACCAUCUCCUCCUCCUCCUCCUCUCCCUCUUUCUUGCCGUGGCUGCUGCUGCUCCGGGGCAGGGGCAGGGUCACCAUGGAGAAGCCUCCGCGGUCUUCAUCGAUGCGGCGUCGCACCGCUACCUGCGGGAUCAGCCAACCGACGACCAGGAGGCUUCAAUGUCGUUAAAUGAAGUUUCUGCUGCCGUUUCCGUCUUGCUUGGUUUUGCACCGCCAACCGCCCUACCGGCGCUUUCUUCUUCGCAGUUAAACAAAGUGCUUCUUCCCAAUCCAUUCGAUAGACCGCGCGCUGUUUUCCUCGUGCAAAUUGCUGGGUCCAGUGCCUCAGCUGAUAGCUUCGUAUCUGAAGCUGGCAGCAUUUUCAAGACAAGGAUUGAAGGUGCAAACAAUGCUGCUACAGGGCUUACAGAUAAGGAUGAACUAAUUAUCAUUCAUUCAGAUGAAUCUCUAGAUCAUACUGGAUCAGAUCUUACUGAUAGUGAACUUUCCAGAUUGGCAAACUGGUUGGAGGGAUCGUAUCAGAAGUCUAGUGGUGAACUAGUCAUUCCCUUGGAGAGUGGAAAUAGUCUUACUCUGCUACUUCAUAAGGAAGCAGACUUGGAGUUUGCGUCCAGCUUGGCUUCCCUUCUUAAAACUAUAGAAAGGGCUAUUCAGGUCCAUGAAGACUUCUCAGGUGUAAUCAGCCCUGCAGAGUUAUUAGUAUGCCACUUCACUGGGAUAAAGGCUCUGGAGGAUGAAUAUGCUUCCACGGAAAUUGUUAAGCAGGGAACCGAAAUAGUUCAGAGAGCUGUCACCAAAGCGUUUCAGUCCCUACAUGGAGCAUAUAAAGGGAAAAUUGUUGGGCUGGUGGUAUCCACACAGGAGGCUUCAUCAUUCUUAGGGUCCAUAAUUGAGGCACCAUCUUCAUUGCACAUUUCGAGACAACUAGAAGAAGCAAGCCAAACUAUUGCUACAGCCUCUGUUGUACUUGUUCGAAAGAGUUUGGCAUGGAUUACGGGGAUCAUCCUGCUGGUUUCAACUCUCAUAGGGGUUUGCUUGCUGAUGAAUAUGCCACUUACCAGGGACACCCUCCUGUAUUCAAAUGUCAAGAUUGAUUAGUUUGGAGGGAAGGGAUGCUAUCGACAAGGGGCCGGCCAUUCUUUGCGGCCAACUUUGGCUUGUGUAGUUAUGGGUUGGUUUUGGAUAGAGACGUAUGCUUUUGCUGUUGGACAAAACGACCUUUUUUUUCAUUUUUUGUGAAGGAAAAAAAAAACUGUAUCGGCUGUUUUAUUGUUGGGUUCCGGUAAAUAAGCCAGAGGAGUGGUUGAAGAAACGAUUGUUGCAGAGUGCUCCUGCCUUGUAUGAAUAAUAAAUCUGUGAAUCGUGAUUUCGAAUUCAAAUAAGAGUGCUAUAUGUCCUAUGGGAUGUUGCUGUC